Messenger RNA from Hemibagrus wyckioides, 7113 nucleotides. It is a transcript of the gene cemip2, whose product is annotated as cell migration inducing hyaluronidase 2. The record is from RefSeq and is a predicted model, not a curated record. The coding region runs from base 287 to 4399 and encodes 1370 amino acids. NCBI's taxonomy places the organism in Eukaryota, Metazoa, Chordata, Actinopteri, Siluriformes, Bagridae. The transcript is spliced from 24 exons.
GCUCGGUUCUCCUGGUAGUUCAUUUCCUCCCUGGCUCGGUGUUGGUGUGGAGCCGCUGGCGCUGGGGCUUUAAUUUUGUUGAAAAACAUGUAACCAAAAUCCUAAAAGCGGAAGGCAGAAGUCACACCGAGGAGCUCUGUGUUUGCUUAUUUUGUUUUUUUGUUUCCACGAGGCCUGCGAAUGGCGAGCGCGAGCGCGGAGUGAGUCUCGAAGAAGGUAAGAGGAGAGACACCACGCCACCAGCGCAGUGAGACUGGAUCACAGGAAAGUACCAGCCGGCUGCACCAUGCAGGGGAACAGAGGCCCCGGCCGUCUUCCCCAGUUAGUGACGCCGUCCAGUGGAUCAGUGCCUUACACUAUGACCCGGGUCGUACCUGUAAGAUCUCCGCCCCCUGUCAAAGCCUUGCCUCCAGCGCCAGCACGCCCAAAACCGCUGGCGCCGCCUCCGACACGACCGCCCGCCGCUCGCGCCCCCGAGGUCCACAACCGGCGGCAGAUAAAGAACACGUACAUCUGCACCGGAGUCUGCUUCGGCAUGUUCUUCCUCGUGCUCAUCCUCGUCCUCAGUCUGAGCUCCAGCCAAGUCCUUGAUGAGAACUGUCCUGACCACAACCUGACGCUGAGUAACUGGAACCCGGGACACAACCCAAAAAAGGCUGUGGUGGUGCAGAAUGGACAAAACUUCAAACUGAUUGCAUCAGCAACCCUCCACUCUCUCACUAUCCAAUCAGGAGGGUUGGUGGUGUUUGCUGAUAACAAGGAAGGUUCAAACAACAUUACUCUACGAGUGCACUUCAUUUUAAUUGAAGAUGGAGGAGCCUUUCACAUCGGUGCCUCGAAGUGUCGCUAUCGUUCCCGUGCCACCAUCACGCUGCUGGGCCGCUCGGACGACGCCUCUGUUUCUCCCGUGCCCGGUUUCGGACGCAAGUUCAUAGGCGUACGUCCCGGUGGCACUCUGGAGCUCCACGGCGUGCAGUGGCCAUCCUGGACUCUACUCACGCGUACCGUGCCUGCCACAGGCCUGGCAGCCGGCAGCUAUGCCUUCCAGAGGAACUUCAGUCGAGGGAUCAACCUUCGCGUGGUAGACCAGGACACGGGUGCCUUGCUAAGCACCGAACGCUUCGACACGCACGACUCGCAGAAUGACAGCAGGAAGCUGACCCAGAUGCUGCGCUCGCUGCCACACGGGCGCAUCGUCGCUCUCGCUGUGGGCGACUCGGCCGCCAAGAACCUUCUGGACGAGACCAAGAAGACCAUCCAGGAUCUUCUGGGCAGCCACUAUGUUCAUGAGCUCAAAUACAGGCAGGCGUGGGCGCUGGUGUCUGUGGUCGGUGGAGGAAACAGCUCAUGCUCAGAGGAGGUACGUGAACACGAGAACCAUGACACUGGGGGAAAGGCGCUGGCUCGGCGAGAAUUUGUCACUGUGGACGGCGUGCGGUUCUUCGUGUCCGCAUACAGCGAGUGGUGGAUCGGUUACGCCAUAUCAGGAUUUCAGGUGGACGUGGUGGACCAGGUGAUCCUGAACGUUCAGGACGAUGUGAGCAGCUGGAGGCCAGGAGAUAGGAUUGUGGUCGCUAGCACUGAUUAUUCCAUGCACCAAGCUGAAGAGUUCACACUGCUGCCCUGCUCCCACUGCACCAAAACACAGCUCCGGAUACAAGGGAAGCCUCAGUUCACUCACAUGGGCGAGAUUGUAGACGGGGUGGACAUGCGUGCUGAGGUGGCACUGCUCUCCAGGAAUAUCCUCAUCCAUGGAGAGAUGGAGAACUCCUGCUACGGCAACAACUGGUGUCAGUUCUACGCCCACGACACCUUCGGAGGACAUGUCAAGAUCCUGGGAAAUUUCUCCUCGGUACACAUGUCUCAGGUGGAGCUGAAGCACAUGGGCCAGCAGGCGGAGAGGGACAGCCAUCCAGUCCACUUCCACAUGUGCGGUGAUGUGGACGAGGGUCGUGCCUACCUGGACUCGCUCUCCAUCCACCACUCGUUUUCGCGCUGCGUCUCCAUCCAUGCCACCAAUGGCUUGCUGGUAAGGGACACGGUGGGAUACGACACACUGGGCCACUGUUUCUUCCUGGCGGACGGAAUCGAGCAGAGGAACACGUUUUAUCAUAACCUGGGAUUAGUGACGAGGCCGGGGACCAUCCUGCCCACAGAGCGCAAUGACACCAUGUGCACCAAAAUACGAGACCGAGUGCAUGGAGGAUACACGCCUUCACCAGCCACUGAGUGCAAGGCCGUGUCGACGUUUUGGAUCGCCAACCCAAACAACAAUCUGAUCAACAAUGCAGCCGCUGGCUCCCAGGAUGCAGGAAUUUGGUACAUCUUUCACAAUUCCUCGACAGGAGACUCUCAUGGCCUCGUACCUGAGACCAAAGCUGAACUCACUCCUCUGGGGAUUUUCUACAACAACCGGAUUCAUUCCAACUUUAAGGCGGGUCUUUUUAUCGACAAGGGAGUGAAGACGAGCAACGCCAGCGCUGCAGAUCCCCGCGAGUAUCUUUGCCUCGACAACAAUGCCAGGUUUCGUCCCCAUGAGAAUUCGGACCCGACCAAGCUGCGUGUGGCUGCUGUCAUCGACACGCUGGUCUCCUUUAAGAACAACGACCUCGGCGCCUGGAUCCGUGGCGGUGACAUCAUCAUAAGGAACUCUGGAUUUGCAGACAAUGGUGUCGGACUGUCAUUUGCAAGUGAUGGCAGUUACCCUAAAGACGUGGGCUCCAGUCAGGAAGUGUCCGAGUCUCUGUUUGUGGGCGAGAGCAGAAACCGUGGCACCAACGGAGGACAGAAUAAAUACUGGGGUGUUGGAGGAGUGGACGGCAGUCUGAGGACUCUGCCCCGAAACAAGACAUUCCCCAUCCGUGGGUUUCAGAUCUAUGAUGGACCCGUGCGGCUGAUGAGGAGCACAUUCAGGUCAUACACACCGACUCCAGAGCGCUUCACCAGUGCCGUGGGCUUCAGCCUUAAAAACGCCUGGCAGCUCACACCAAGAAACAAUCUAUCCUCACUGUCCUUCCUGCCCAGCGUAAACCUUAAAGCGUUUUUUGGCCGUCCUGGUCAGUGGUUUGAGGACAAUGACUUGGAUGGAGACAAAAACUCAAUCUUUCAUGACCUGGAUGGCUCGGUGAGUGGCUAUCCCGAUGCGUACGUGGUGAGAGCGGACAACUUCCUGCUCCAGCACCGUGACUGUGUGAAGGUGCCGCAGUGGAACGGGUGUGUGUGCAGCGGCCGCUACGCUCAGGUGUACAUAAAGACACAAGGCGUGCCCAACCUGAGCCUUUCGAUCAUCAGGGACGAGUAUCCUGAAAAGCCCUUGGUGCUGAGGGGCAUCAACAGCCAGGCAGCACCUUCACAGCAGUACCAGCCCGUCCUGAUGCUGAGCAAGAGCUACACGCUGCACUGGAAUGGCCAGGCACCCAAAGAAAUAGUCCUCCUACUUGCCAAUUUUGACCCAGGUGACUGGGUGCUUGUUGGCCUCUGCUACCCUACAGACACAGUUUUCCAGGUGAUGUCAGACAUUUAUGACCGUCAGAACAAUGCAUUUGAUGGCAUGGAGGACUAUGGCUCCGUCUCUUCUCUGGCUGAUUUGGAAAAGCGCCAACAGGACAGGAAGUACUUUUUUGACCGGGGCACUGGCUUGCUGUGGUUGUACGCUCGAGCGCGGCAUCCCCGUAAUGGCCACAGCUACUGCUCUACCCGAGGCUGUGAGCGGGUGAAGAUCACAGCCACCACAAGCACCAAAAAAACAUGUAACUGCACCGCUGCUGCCUACCCCACGUACAGCAAGGAGCCCACAGCAUCUGUGCCCAUGCCUGCACCCGUCACACAGCCCUGCAACAAAUGUGGGGCCUCAAAGCUGGUCUUCUCCAGUGACCCGUGGAACAGCUACCUCCAAACUCAGAUCAAAUCCCUCAGUGUCGCUGAUGAGCAGAAAAAUGACACACAAGCCUUCAUCACUGUAAACGGCAAACAAUUUAACCUCAGUACAACAGGCUUCCUCGCUGUCACUGUAGACGCCUGCACCGGCAAAGUCAUCAAAAAUAUGGUCUUUUUAAAGCAGGACUCCACCAUGGAGAAGUAUUUCAAAGCUGGAAUUCCAGCAAGGUCGAUUGUCCUGCUGGCCUCAAGAGGACAACCUGAUGGCUUUGCUGGUGUAGCGCAGUACCUCGUCCCCCUGGGAGCAGCCAAAGUGGCAGACCUACAGGGGAAAGGGAGUCUGUCAUUUUUUGGCUUCCAGGGAGCAUCAUCACCCCCACCGUGGGUUUCCCUCCUGAUGAGUCAGGGUAAAGAGGUCGUGGAAAAAUAUAUACCGCUCUCCCUAGACGAAUAUUCGUGCACUCCAGAGACGGAGCCACCGCAACGGAAAGAUCUAGAACUGCUGAAGAAAGCUCGGAGUUAAGACCUUACAAUGUGAACAUGACAGGCAAAAGAUUGAAUGUGAAUUUAUGAACUUUAUUUAUUUAUGGCGAACAAAACACCUUCGGGGGGGUAUUUUAUAGAGUACACUGUGUGUUUGUAUGCGAGAGAGAGAGAGAGUGUGUUUUGUGUCGCUGUUGUCAUUUUUGAUGAUUGUAUUUUGUCCCUAGUCCAUGGCACCGAGUGCUGCACUUUUAGGAAAUUCAGCCAAACUACAAGCAGGAAAGAUUCAAAUCAAAUGAUACAGCAAAAACAUGGAAAAAUCACAAGUGACUUCAUGAGCUUAAACAAGUGCAAAGCAAACAAGCAGGAAAAAUGCUUUAGCCUUCAAGCAAACAAACGAACAAAAAACAUGUAACCAGACACAAGUAGGAAGCAAACACUUAACCAGUUAGAUUGUAUUAGGAAAGAGUGUGGAGCUGGUCAGUUCCAGUGUUUGUACAGUGUGUCGUAAACAUUAGAACACAUGAAAAGUGAUAGAGGAAUGUGUUUUAGGAUAAAGUUAGCAGUGUUAUCUGCAACAUGCAGCUAGAGAGUGUAUUUAUUUAGUGCAUUCAUCACCUACACUGUUCCUGAAGAUCUACCUUCUUACAGAAUUCCCCAAUCCAUCACAGCACUAGCUCCGAGUUCUGCUGUUCACACAACUCCAAGCUGAUGUACACCAGACGUAAUUUUUGUAAUAAUACCAAACUUAUUUUGUUCUUCUAAGAUACCCUGAAUUAUUAUUCAGAGCUCGUACUGAAGACCUGUAUGGAGUUGACUGAUAUAACUGCGAGUCCCAUGUUGACUGCUAAUGAUGAUUUCUGACCUGACCCAGUGACCAGGGACUCGAUGAUGGGUUGAUGAGAAGGAUACAGAACCCUGAGGAGGUCAUUUAAACAGUUCAGAGCUUACAAUAAUGUUUAAUAAUAGAGUCUCACAUCCACCCUGUUAUCAUUUUAAUUAAAGAUGCCAAUCCACAGAGGAGAAUAUGGAACUCGACCUGCUUAAACUGAGCGGCUGAACUUUUACCUGAUUGCUGGUACAGGAGCCACAUUCGGAGAACAGGGCCGGGGGUUAUCAGGAGCAGGAAACCGAAACGCGUAUGGACGUAGAUCUCUAGCACCGGUGCUGGUGACUAGUUUAGCCGAGCGUUGAUUGAUAUAGAGCUGUCUUACUAAGAGUUAAUUAGAUAGCAGGCUGUUACUAAAUACACAAAAAAGGCAACUAUAUAAUGCUAAGUAUUUGCUCAAAUGGAUUUGAUAAAUAACUCAGUCAUGUAACUAGUGUUUUGGAUAAAGCCUUAUAGUCUUUACUCUGCACACAAAACCAUCUUCCUGAAUGUCAUUACUGUAUCUAUACCUGAUGUUUCUGCAGCGUUCAGGUUUCGUUCGAUUCAGUCACCGUUUCUGUUUCUGAUUCGUUUUUGUUUUCCGCGGUUAUUUAUUAUUCUGUAUGUCAUUUCUCGUCAGAUGUCACAAUUAAAAGAAUUGCUGCUCGAAGAACUUUUACACACCUAAAUAUACUGUUCAUAGCAGGUGAUGGUAUAGUAUGUGCCGAUAUUAAAUUUCAGAUCCUGAUCGUUGCCAGAAGGUUUUCAUCUCAUCCAGUGGACAGUAUUAAUAGGAAAUGUUGACUUUACAUUUGUGUCUAGGGUUUAGAAGACUGCCAUUUAUUAGCUUUUAUUACAAAAAGAAAACUUACCAGGCAGUCUCCAAAAUUAUAUUUUAAAAUAGUCCACAAUAACUACAUCAAAUAUACUGAAUAUGUAUACACCACCGUGAUAUGCCAUAUAACGAAAUGUUGUGGCACGGCGCUCACUUACAUAAUACCAGCUACAGUUAUACAGCUAACACUCAUUUCCUCACCAGCUUCUCAUUUUUCUCUCUUGAUGCUGAGAGGAAAAACCCCACUGCUGGUGGUGUUUACUGAGGAACUAGAAAGCGCAGUUACAGUUUUACCUCCGUGCUGGCACUGGAGACUCCUUAACUGUGAAAUAAACGUCUCCUUGGCAACAGCCAUACAUUUUCUUUACAUUUUAUCAACACCUUCUGACCAAUCAGAUGUGAGAAUUCAGCAGCGAAUGGUGUAGAACCCUAUGUUGUUUAACUGAUCGUGUGCCCAAGUGACAUCUCCCACUAUAUACAGUGCAGAGGGUCACAUUGUGCUCGUGCCAGACCUGAAAUAAACAUACUGAUUCAGUGCCUAAGAACAAAUACAUCACCCCUCAGUUUUCACUGUUGCUUUUACAGUAAAUUAAAUGCCAAAUUGUCUGUUUUUCUUUAAAGGAAGCUGCCUGUUUGUUAACCACUGUACUGUUAAAAUAGAUUUAUGAUGGAUGAUGUAUUAAGGUGUUGGGUUUAUUGCUGGUGUUUUUUCAGUGGUCUAAAGAAACUCACAACAUGUUUGAGGGCUUGUUCUAGUAUACAAGUGCCUUUUUACCUUUUUCAAGUAUUAUUUUAUAUUAUGUUCAAAGUUUCUGUUUUCUAUAGUAUUGCUUUUUGUGCUGCAAUUUUGAUAAAACAUUUAUACUUUGUCAUGAGUGUCUUUUUUUUUUUGUUAAAUUGUUGUAUUUACGUAUAUUAACAUGUUUAUUGCUGUAAGACUGACCUUUUAUAGGGGUUUUCCACCUUCUUUACUUAAAUAUAAGAAUUUGAGGGGAAACUAUUAAUUAGCUCCAGUAGUAGAUGAAUAAACUCAAACUCUGUGGAUCCUUUA